GUCACAGUUUUACGUGCUUCAAAAUGGCAGCGCUCGUGUCCUUGUCAUUAAGACCUAGAGCAGGUUUUCUUGUAUCAUGUCAGACACUGACGGUUCUCUCGUGCAGAGGUGCGUCUAAAAAGGCCGGAGGCAGCAGCAAGAACCUGGGAGGGAAAAGUCCAGGUCACAGAUACGGCUUCAAGAAACAAGACGGAGACUUUGUUCGUGCGGGGAACAUCCUCGCCACACAGAGGCUCAUGCGCUGGCACCCGGGAGCUCAUGUCGGCAUGGGGACGAACAAGACUCUGUACGCGCUGGAGGACGGGACGGUCCGGUACACUAAAGAAGUGUACAUCCCUCCACCUCACAGCACCGACGCCAAAGACGUGAUCCCCAAGCUACCGCUAGGAGCCGUGCUCUACAAGUCCUUUAUUAACGUCGUCCCCACCAAGCAGGAGAACAACUUCAAACUAGUGGACAUGGUCUGAGGACCGGUUUCGACCGGCUUCCCGACUCCCUGAACUGAGAAAUGCGUGAAAGUCACACUUGAGCUCUUCUGUGAUGAUGCCAGUGACGAGGAAACAACUUUUUUUACUAAGUUAAUAAAUAAACAAUAAAUAUAAAUCAUAAA
Messenger RNA from Clarias gariepinus (North African catfish), 610 nucleotides. RefSeq names its product mitochondrial ribosomal protein L27 (gene mrpl27). Lineage: Eukaryota; Metazoa; Chordata; Actinopteri; Siluriformes; Clariidae. Gene Ontology annotation, cellular component: ribosome; mitochondrial large ribosomal subunit. Gene Ontology annotation, biological process: translation. The record is from RefSeq and is a predicted model, not a curated record. The transcript is spliced from 4 exons. Bases 24 to 467 code for a protein of 147 amino acids. Gene Ontology annotation, molecular function: structural constituent of ribosome.